This is a messenger RNA of Populus nigra (black poplar), 2717 nucleotides long. RefSeq lists its product as uncharacterized. Gene Ontology annotation, biological process: protein N-linked glycosylation. Gene Ontology annotation, molecular function: alpha-(1->6)-fucosyltransferase activity. Lineage: Eukaryota; Viridiplantae; Streptophyta; Magnoliopsida; Malpighiales; Salicaceae. Bases 792 to 2570 code for a protein of 592 amino acids. The record is from RefSeq and is a predicted model, not a curated record. The transcript has 9 exons.
CCAUAAUGAUGAUAAUGAGCUUUAAAACCUUGGUCCCACCAUUCUAUAUAUUCUACCUCACCAAAUAAUCCAUGAUGAGAUACUUCUCUACUACCACUGGACUUGACAGUGGCAGAAACUUGACCAAAGUAAGACACCACAAUCACUUAAGUCAGCGUGAGUGAAAGGAUGAUGCCAUGCCUGUGUGUUUCUUUAGAAACUGAAAAAUGAGAUUUUAGUGGUUGGCUUCCCAACGUACUUUCUGAUCACAUACUGACAAUUCUGGCACUUUCUUUUCUCUUUCGGCUUUGAUUGACAAAAGGGGUUUAUUCUUUGAUAUUGUUUUUAUUGGUAACAGAUUAAAUUGUGUGUUUUUGUCAACUCCUUGUAAAGAUUUAACGUUUUGGGAUUUCUGGUCGGUUCUUGUGGAUGUUUAUCUGGUGGAAAACUGUCAAGCUUCGUAGUGGGAAGCCAGUGUUUUGUGUCAGCAUGUUGGAGGGACAUGGAAGUGGACCACAAAAUUUAGAAAAACUUAUGGGACGGUAAAAAAGAGUGGUUGAGGCUAGAGAGGGACAGUUCUUUGAACUUUGUUCUUUCUUUCCGUACUUUCAGAUAAGCCAUACUCAAGUUUUCUUGUACACGGAAAAAAUCAAAAGAAAAGGAAACUUGGUAUUUACACGAGCAGGAAAAGUUUGGUUUGGUAGUACACUUUCAUGUGAGUCAUUGCUGGAAGUGGUUGGUUGUCAUGCCACAAACUUAGAGCAAAGGUUUCAAGUAUUCUUUAGGGCUUUCUAGUUUUGGAUUAAAAAAACAUGAAUAUGGAGCCAUUGAACCAGAAAUCUCUUGAGAGAGUGGUGUCACAGAAAGCUUUGCAAAUUGGUAGUUCAUUUCCAUGUCAAAUUUGUGUGGUGGGUUUUCUCAGUGGAGUUUGCCUCACCUCUUUGUUUUUGGCUCUUCUUACUUCUCUGGGGACUUUUGAGUUUGGUGGCAUUUCAUUCUCUGCCAUGUCUCAGGGAAAUUCUCCAUUGAAUUCUUCAAGUUCUGGGUUUAUCAAUACAGUUGCGAAUGCAGAUUGCAAAUUUAAAACAAACGAAGUUGUUACAGAGAGGUGGGUUGAUUCAAAGAGAAGUAAAGAUGGGACUGAUGAUGAGAGAGUUUCGUUAUUGCAUUCAGCUUGGAGUGCCUUGCUAUCCGAAGCAGAUGAUGGAAAGAGUGCUUUCUGGCACAGUGCUGGACUUGACAAAUCCUCCGUGCCAAAUGCCCCUCAUUUGGAGAACUGCAAAUUGAGUGAACAAACAAACGAACGUCUUGAUAGGCGCGCUGAAAAUGAGAGGUUACCUCCUUGGACAACUUGGAAGGGGUUAUUAGACACACACCCUGCAUCCAUGGCCAAUGAGCAGCUUAAGUACUUUAGGCACCAAGCAAUAUUUGAAGGUGCUUAUCCUCCCUGGAUUACCGGAUCGGAUGAAGAAAACUAUCCUCUUACUAGGGAAGUGCAGCGUGACAUAUGGCUCCAUCAGCAUCCCGAGAACUGCAGGGAUCCUAAUGUAAGAUUUCUGGUUGCUGACUGGGAGAGGUUACCUGGUUUUGGUAUUGGAGCCCAGCUAGCUGGAAUGUGCGGGCUUCUUGCGAUUGCAGUCAACGAGAAAAGAGUCCUUGUUACCAGCUACUACAAUAGAGCUGACCAUGAUGGUUGUAAAGGUUCUUACAACUCCAGUUGGUCAUGCUACUUCUUUCCAGAAACAUCCCAAGAAUGUCGAGAUCGUGCAUUUGAGCUAUUGGGUAAUAAAGAAGCAUUGGAAAGGGGAAUUAUAACUACAAAAGACAGUUAUAAAUCAAAAGAAAUAUGGACUGGAAGGACUCCAAGGGUAUGGGGAGAACCCUGGAGUUUUUUGCAACCAACAACAGAAAUAAAUGGGAGUUUGGUCGCUUUUCAUCGUAAAAUGGAUCGAAGAUGGUGGAGAGCACAGGCAAUACGAUACUUGAUGAGAUUCCAAACUCAGUAUAUGUGUGGCUUGAUGAAUAUUGCCCGAAAUGCUGCUUUUGGGAAGGAAGCCGCGAGGAUGGUUCUUACAAGUCUCCGAACAGAAUGGCCAAAGGAUUUUCAGAAGCACAGAUCAGAUAUUGAAGAAUUCGUAUGGUCCAGUCACAGACCAUGGAUUCCUAGGCCAUUGUUGAGCGUGCAUGUAAGAAUGGGAGACAAGGCAUGUGAAAUGAAGGUGGUUGAGUUUGAAGGUUACAUGCAUCUUGCUGACCGGAUCAGACAGCAUUUUCCUCACCUCAAGACUGUUUGGCUGUCAACUGAAAUGCAGGAAGUUGUCGACAAGUCAAAGCAAUACACGAAAUGGGAUUUCUACUACACGAAUGUAACACGACAAGUUGGGAACAUGACAAUGGCCACAUAUGAGGCAAGUCUGGGCAGGCAAACCAGCACAAACUAUCCCCUUGUUAAUUUCUUGAUGGCAACAGAGGCCGACUUUUUCGUCGGAGCAUUGGGUUCGACAUGGUGCUAUCUCAUAGAUGGUAUGAGGAACACUAGAGGGAAAGUAAUGGCUGGUUACCUGAGCGUUAACAAAGAUCGGUUCUGGUAGGAUAAUAUAUAUGCCCUAAGAAGAAGAUUUGUAAGUAAACAAUAGAGUGAUGGUCAGGGAUUUCUCAUCUGUAAAUUAGUUUUAAUUUUUGCACCAUAAUGUUCCACUUGUGCAUUCUCUGUAUAAAUAGUAAUAAAUUUGAUUCAA